AUGUCCUGUACGGCUUACCGCAUUGGGCGAGUGAUCAACACUGCCAAUGUCCCCUACGCCAGCCGCCAAGUUCGCGACGCCCUCAUCGUUCUUGUCAAGAACGACAAGGCACAAGCACUGCAACAUUCCGCGAGCGGCCACGUCAAGUACAGACAGACAGUGCCUAUUGAGAGACUUCUCAGCAGCUCACGGAUUGUUGCAGGGCCGUAUUCUGCGUCGAUUUGGCGACGACACGCGGGUCAUUAA
Molecule: messenger RNA, 246 nt
Organism: Plenodomus lingam JN3
Lineage: Eukaryota; Fungi; Ascomycota; Dothideomycetes; Pleosporales; Leptosphaeriaceae
Source: RefSeq, a predicted model, not a curated record